AUGCCCUGCAAGCAGAACCUCAACGUCCCCGAGAGCUGGCGCUCCGGCCUGGGGCCCCUCUACCAGAUCGAGAAGCCCCCCUUCACCAUCGACGCCCCCGGCGCUCCCGAGAUCGAAGGCGAGACCAAGCCACGCCGGAACCCCAAGGCAAAGAAUGGCCUCAUCGACCGGCCCGCCCCCGACGUCGACACCGUCUUUGCCCUCGUCAAGCUCAGCGCAGAGGAGCACGCCGGCGACAGGUGCAUGGGGACCCGCAAGCUGAUCGAGAUACACGAGGAGACCAAGAAGGUGCCCAAGAUCGUCGAUGGCGAGACCCAGAUGGUCGACAAGAAGUGGCAGUACUUCGAGCUGUCAAACUACUCCUUCAUAACCUACGGCGAGUACGAGACACACCUGCUCAACCUGGCCUCUGGCCUGCGCCAUCUGGGCCUGGAGAGGGGGGACAAGGUGCACAUGUUUGCCUCCACGAGCGCGAACUGGCUCGCACUGUCGCACGCCUGCUCGUCGCAGACCUUUACCAUCGUCACCGCCUACGAUACCCUGGGACAUGACGGCGUCUUGCACACCCUGGUGCAGAGCAAGCCGAAGGUCAUGUUCACAGACCCUCACCUGCUGAAGACGGCGUCGGGGGCGUUGAAAAAGGCAGAGACGGUCAAGAUCAUCAUAUACAACGACAAGUCAAUCGCGUUGCCCACGCCCCAGUCUGAGAUCGACGCCUUCAAGUCCUCCCACCCCGACCUCACAGUCCUGAGCGCCUCCGAGCUCGCCUCCCUGGGCGAGGCAAACCCGUACCAGCCCCAGCCCCCAACUCCUCAAGAUCGAUACUGCAUAAUGUACACAUCCGGAUCUACCGGCCCACCUAAGGGUGUCUCGGUCACGCAUGAGAGCUUCAUAGCCGCCGUGGCCGGCUUGGUGGGCGUCAUUGGCGACAGUGUCAGCACAGAAGAGGUAAUCCUGGCCUACCUGCCCCUGGCCCACAUCUUCGAGAUGGUCGUCGAGAACCUGGUCCUCUUCUUCGGCGCGACGCUCGGGUACGGUAGCGCGCGGACAUUGUCGGACCAGAACGUCCGCAACUGCAUGGGCGACAUGCGGACGCUUGCCCCGACGAUCCUGGUCGGCGUCCCCCAGGUCUGGGAGACAAUCAAGAAGGGCGUCAUGGGGCGCGUGAAUGGUGGGUCGUUCCUGGUGCGCAGCCUGUUCUGGGGCGCGUUCAACGCCAAGUCCUUCCUCGUCCAGAACAACCUGCCGCUGCAGACGAUAUUCGACCGCCCCAUCUUCGGGCAGGUGCGUAAGCUCACCGGUGGCCGGCUGCGAUUCAUCGUCAACGGCGCGAGCGGCAUCUCCAAGGAGACGGCCCACUUCAUGUCUAUGAUCCUCGCGCCCAUGCUCACAGGGUACGGAAUGACCGAGACAGGCGGUAAUGGGGCUCUGGGCUCGCCGCAGCAGUUCCAACUGACCGGCGCCUGCGGGCCUGUCACGCCGGCGAUCGAGUGCAAGCUGGUCAGCAUCCCGGAGCUCAACUACUCGACGGCAACAACGCCGCCGCAGGGCGAGAUCCUGGUGCGCGGCAAGCCCGUGCUCAAGGAGUACUACAUGAACCCGGAGGAGACGGCCAAGGCCAUCACGCCGGACGGGUGGUUCAAGACGGGCGACAUCGGCGAGUUCGACGCCGUCGGCCACCUCAAGAUCAUCGACCGUGUCAAGAACCUCGUCAAGCUGCAGGGCGGCGAGUACAUCGCGCUCGAGAAGCUCGAGGCGACCUACCGCGGCUCGCGCGCCGUGCAGAACCUCAUGAUCCACGGCGACUCGGACCACCCCCGGCCCAUCGCCGUCAUCUUCGUCAGCGAGCCCGUCAUUAAGGAGAUCGCAUCCGGGCUCGGCGUCUCGGGCGGCAUCCACGAGCUGGUCCGCAACGGCAAGGUCCGCGGCGCAGUGUUCAAGGACCUCGUCGCCCAGGGCAAGGCUGCCGGCCUCACGGGGCUCGAGAUGAUUAGUGGUGUCGUCCUGACGGAUGAGGAAUGGACGCCAGAGAGUGGCCUCGUGACAGGGACACAAAAGCUCAACCGCAGAACCAUACGGGAGAGAUACGCGAAGGAGAUCAAGGAGGCCUUCAAGUCGUCGUAG
This is a messenger RNA of Diaporthe citri, 2124 nucleotides long. RefSeq lists its product as uncharacterized. The record is from RefSeq and is a predicted model, not a curated record. The coding region runs from base 1 to 2124 and encodes 707 amino acids. Gene Ontology annotation, cellular component: endoplasmic reticulum; lipid droplet; plasma membrane. Gene Ontology annotation, molecular function: long-chain fatty acid-CoA ligase activity. Gene Ontology annotation, biological process: long-chain fatty acid metabolic process; long-chain fatty-acyl-CoA metabolic process. NCBI's taxonomy places the organism in Eukaryota, Fungi, Ascomycota, Sordariomycetes, Diaporthales, Diaporthaceae. The transcript is spliced from 2 exons.